Molecule: messenger RNA, 336 nt
Organism: Didymodactylos carnosus
Lineage: Eukaryota; Metazoa; Rotifera; Eurotatoria; Philodinida; Philodinidae
Source: the annotation of a GenBank genome assembly
AUGGGGUUAACAGAAGGUGCUAUACCUGAUUGGUGUGGUCUCUAUUCUUCUCAUGUAUCACGAUGUAAUCCGAUCGAAUGUUGUUGUAUUAAUGGACAAGUUAAAGUAACAAAUCCAACAGCGUCAGAAACCGGCUUUGAAUUUCAAUUUGCCGGUGUUUGUCCGCCAAAUGUUGAUCUCAAUAUAAAGAUUGCAUUACCACGAGUAACAACAAGUACAACAGCAGUUAAUAUAUUUGGUGCACAAAUUAAAUUAACAUUAAGUGCAGAUGGAUAUACAAUAACAUCAGAUGGACCUAAUCCAAAAUGUAACGAGUAUUUAAUAAGAUUAACUUAG